Molecule: messenger RNA, 506 nt
Organism: Paramisgurnus dabryanus
Lineage: Eukaryota; Metazoa; Chordata; Actinopteri; Cypriniformes; Cobitidae
Gene: gip
Product: gastric inhibitory polypeptide
Biological process (GO): response to starvation; response to glucose; regulation of insulin secretion
Cellular component (GO): extracellular region
Molecular function (GO): glucagon receptor binding; hormone activity
Source: RefSeq, a predicted model, not a curated record
AAAAGACAGAACAGCAGUCAAGCAGUAUAGCAGACCAUCACAGAUACCACAAUAAAACAGUCAAGGACAUAGAGGAAAAUGAAUACUGCAGUAUAUGGAGUGUUUUUUGUAUGCCUGAGCAGUGCAUUGUUAGUAUGUGUUGGAUCCCAGCCUGUUGAUAGCAGCUCAACAAAUGAGAUUCAAAAUUUGGGUCGCCGUUACGCUGAAUCAACCAUUGCGAGUGACAUCAGUAAAAUUAUGGACUCCAUGGUUCAGAAGAACUUUGUAAACUUUCUGCUCAAUCAGCGUGAGAAGAAGAGCGAAGCAGCUAUGGUUGAUGAUCCAGACUACCAUAUCUUCAAUGACCUGCUGAAAAAAGAGAUCAUGGUGAGGGUUUACAAUAAAGGCGAUGGGUUUAAGAUUCAGUAAAGCCAUAGAAUUGCCCUGGAGAGCAGACCGAAUCCAGAUCUAAGCAAAAAAUCUACUGUACCAUAUAUUUUCUGAUAAUAUAUAAGAAAUCACAUGAU